Molecule: messenger RNA, 642 nt
Organism: Colletotrichum phormii
Lineage: Eukaryota; Fungi; Ascomycota; Sordariomycetes; Glomerellales; Glomerellaceae
Product: NUDIX hydrolase domain-like protein
Exons: 1
Coding region: 1-642 (213 amino acids)
Biological process (GO): NADP+ catabolic process; NAD+ catabolic process
Cellular component (GO): peroxisome; cytosol
Molecular function (GO): NADH pyrophosphatase activity
Source: RefSeq, a predicted model, not a curated record
AUGGCAGCCAACCCCGAAACUGCUCAACCCCCUCCACAACCUCAACCAUCACCACGCCCACCACCGCCAACCUUCAACCUCACCUAUCCCCCCUCCCUAGAACCCUACAACGUCCCCGCAACAACCUGGCUCACAACCAACUCCAAAUCCUGGGACGGCCUCGCAACAGGCGCCCUAGUCUUCUCCUCCUCGACCAACAAAAUCCUCCUCCUCCAGCGCGCCGCCCACGACAGCAUGCCCCUACGCUGGGAAACGCCCGGCGGCGCAGCGGACCCAGAGGACGCGAGUCUCUUCGCCGCCUGCGCGCGCGAGCUGUGGGAGGAGGCUGGGCUCGAGGCCGUGGAGAUUGUUAGGGUAGUGAGUGAGGGGGAAGGGAGCGAGCCUGGGAGCGUGUUUACGAAUCGGAAUGGGACGAGGAUGUUUUGUCGGUUUGCGUUUGAGGUUAGGGUGAGGGAGGACGGAGAACGAGGGGUGGAGGAGAGGGUUAGGAUCGAUCCUGAGGAGCAUUGUGAUUAUGUGUGGGCUUCUGAGGAGGAGGUUAGGAGGGAGAGGGUUGGGGAGAGGGAGAUUCCUAUUACGAAUGGGCAGAUGGCGAGGUUGAUUCUUGAUGGGUUUCGGAGGAGGAGGGAGGAGGGGGUUUAG